AUGAAUAUAAAAAUAAAUAACGACCUUGAUUUUAAUGUCAGUUGUGACAAAUAUAAAGACGAGUUUGAAAAUUUGAAAAGUUACAAAAGCAACUUCAAUAAAUAUGAUGUACUAUAUAAUGAUAUAGACAUAGAAUCAAAAAAACUCAAAGAAUACAAAGAUAGGAUACAAAUGAUAAGUGAAAAUUCAUUUACACUUUUUGAAGAUAUCAAAAUUAAAUUAGAAAAUUUUAAUAAGUUAAACGAAGAAAAAGAAAAUAUAAUUUCCCAAUGUUGUGAAAUGACUAAAGGAAUUGUAGGUGAAAUAAGUAAAUUAAAAGAAAAAAAAUUUAAUAUUCAAAAAAAGGAAAUAAUUUGUGAGAGGAUUUUAGAAGAAUAUAGUUUAAGCCCUUUAUGCUAUAAUAAUUUAACAGACAUAAAAAUAUCAUUAAAUAUGGAAUUUUUUGAACACUUAAAACAAUUUGAAUGCACAAAAGAAAGCAUAGCAAAAUUGUUAAGUGAAAAUUCAUCUGAUAAGUUGGAUAAAUUUUACUCAAAACAUUAUAAUAAAAUUUUGAAUAAAGCUUGUAAAAAAAUAUGUUUACAUGUUAUUAGGGAAGAUAAUAAACUUUAUAUAACGAAUACAAAUUUUAUUGAUUUAUUAUUAUUUCCUAAUAAUGAAGAACAUGAGAAUAAAAAAAAUAUGAUAAAAAAUCAUAUGGACAAUUUUUCUCCACUAACUAAAUUAUGUUAUAAAAUUAUUACCGAAAAUAUAGAAUAUUUUAAUAUUUGUCUAAACAAUUUUAUACACUUAAAAAAAAAAUUGCUAACUAAAAAAUAUAAUUAUUUAAUAAGUAACAAGGAUAAGUUAUAUCUAAACACAAGUCUUGAAGUAGUAGAUAUAAAAUAUGAUUCUUUACAAAAUUUUAAAUAUUUUUUUUCUGUUAUGUAUUAUCUUAUAACUUUAGAAGACAUAUUUUUUAGAAUAUUAUUGUUAUUUAAUUUUGAUAAUAAAAAUGACACAUUUUUAUAUAUAUCCGCACACAUUGAAAAUAUGCACAACAAUUUAUACAACAUAAGUGAUACUUUAUUUGUUUUAUAUAAGCAGUUUAUUGAAACGAAUAUAAAUAUAUGUCCUAAAAGUUAUCAAUUCUAUUAUAAGUUAUUUCAUAUAUUAGAUGCUUUUGUUUUUAAAUUAAAGCGGUUUCAAAAUAGUUAUGAUGGUGACCAAGAAAUUAGAAAACUUAUAUCAAAAUAUUCCAUAGAAGCAUUUAAAUAUAAUAUUAAUAUAAAUUAUGACGAAAAUAAUCACAUGGAUACACCUAAUUUAAGAGCACGAAAUUCCUAUUUAUAUAGCACAUCUGAUAAAACAUCCCAUUAUAAUAAAAUAAAUAAAAACAUGAACGAAAAUAAUCGUUAUAUAGAUUCUUUAAAUCUAAGUAGUACUAUAAAACCCCAAGGUGCUAAACAUGAAAAUGACAGUGAUAUAAAUAAAAGAGAAACUGCAGAAAAAAGGGAUGAUAGUUAUCAGUUAGAAUAUGACGAAGAAAAUGAUGAGAUAAAUUCCUCAUUUAUUGAAAAAAAUGAAGUUGAUAAUAAUUUAACAACCAAAGAUGUGAAGGAAAAAAAUGAAAGUAAUAAAAAAGAUGUUAAAAAGGAUAAUAGUGAAAUAAUUAAUAAGUUAAAUGAAAAAAAAAAUAGUUUAGAAAAAUAUAAUUGUAAAAUAUUAAAUUAUACUCAAAAAAUCCAAAAAAAAAUUGAAAAUGAGUUUAUUGCAUUAUGGCAACACGAUGUUGUAACAUUUUAUAUAGAUAAUAUCAAAAAAAUAGAAAACAAUUAUUUUGAUAAUUCACGAAUUUACAUAAAAAAAAUUUUGAAUUCUCUAAAUGAUCUAUACUCGAUAUAUAAAAACAGUGUAUUAUUUAACACCAAUAAUAAGGAUCAAAAUUUUCAAAAUGUGCUUGAUAUUACCAUUAAUCCAUUAAUAAAUAACUCCUUAAAAUGUAAAAACCAAAGUGGUGAAAUUGAUUAUCAUAUAUUUAUUAUAAAUAUAUUUAUAUUUAUACAAGAAAAUAUUAAAUCAUUUGAAGGGUCAACAAAAUACUGUGACUUGUUAACUAUUAUUAUUAAUGAACAAAAAGAAAAAAUAUUACAUUUUGAAAAAGACAAUUUAAUAAGUUAUUUAAAGAUAGAUAAAAUUAAUAAAAAGACAAAAUCAAACAACUUAGAAGAAACAAAAUCUAUUAUAGAUAAUUUUUAUAAAUUUGUUUUUUCUGAAAACUUUAAUAAUUUUAAUAUUAUAAACCAAAUUGAAUCCAAUGAAUUCAAGGAAAAUAUAAAAUUAGAAAUAUUUCGUCAUAUAUAUAAAGAAUACGAAAGUAUUUAUGAAAUAUAUUUAAAUGAUGGCAUAUUAAUUUAUACACCUAAUCAAAUAAAAGAAGUUUUCUUAAAAAAUUAUGACCCUUAA
This is a messenger RNA of Plasmodium vinckei vinckei, 2445 nucleotides long. RefSeq names its product conserved oligomeric Golgi complex subunit 6, putative. The coding region runs from base 1 to 2445 and encodes 814 amino acids. The transcript has a single exon. Gene Ontology annotation, biological process: intra-Golgi vesicle-mediated transport. The record is from RefSeq and is a predicted model, not a curated record. Lineage: Eukaryota; Apicomplexa; Aconoidasida; Haemosporida; Plasmodiidae. Gene Ontology annotation, cellular component: COG complex.